UUCGACAGAAGCCCAAAAUAGUAGUUUCUCGGCAAGAUUGUGGGAGAUGUUCUGUGCACCCAUAUGUGGUAUGUGCUGCCCAGCCGCGGGUCGUGCGCCACUGAAGCCACUGCCUCCAACGCCAGUCCACCACUGCUGUCCAUCGGCGAAGUGCACGCUGUGCUGCAAUGGCGAAACGAAGCACGAGUGCAGCUGCAACUGCCAGCGCAACGAGCACCUCGUGGAGGCGUUCAGCUGCCUGUUCCGCGUCAGCAAGUUCCAAAUCCUGACCACGCUCUUCCUGCUGGCCUACCACGAGACGGUGCCACUGCCGCACUUCCCGCGCGACCGCAACUGGGCGGUGAUGAAGAACGUGAAGGCGCCGUACACGGAGCUGCACGACCUGAGGAUCUACGACAGCAUGUUCGACCGCUGUGGCCAGCGCAUCGAUCCGCUGGACCGGAGGAACACGUACAAGCUGCUGCGCCUGAUCUUUCUCGGCCCGUUGCUGGUCUCGAGUCAGCGGGCCCAGCUACUGGCCAUGCUGACCAAGCUGAAUGCCCGUGCCGCCUGUCCCGUGGAUCUCGGCGGCCUGCUGUCGGUGGUGCAGACUGUGAAGCUGGAUGAGCUGGUGUGCGGCAUUUUGGAGCAGAACGAGCGACUGCAGCGCUUCCACAGCGGGCGGCAGUGCUUGGAGCUGUGCAAUCUGUACGAGACGGUGGUUACGCCGCAGGAGGAUGAGGUGAUUGAAAAGCCUCGCCCGCGCAAGAAGAAGUCCAAGAGCAAGGAUGCGGAAACACCGAAGAAGCCGCGCAGAAUCAUCACCGAGAAGGUAUACUGCACCCGUCGCGUUCCGGAGCCCGAGGAUACGAGCACUCCGAUCGCUCGCAGCACCGCCAACUCCUUGCGCCGCUCCUCCAACAAGAAGAGCUGGCUGCCGACCACUCGGAGCAGCGCCAAUGCCUCGGAGAUGGGAUCUCGGCGGGGCUCCCGCAGGGACUCCGCGGCUUCUCCGAGGAGGAACAUGUCCGAAUUGUCCGACACGCGAAUGCUGGGCGGCAGCCGGUAGCGAACGCAGUGGAGCGUCUCCCUGGUCCGGCUUUAAUCUCGGUCCAUCCACAGUCACUAAAUUCCUCAAUGCAAAUCGCUUUUGUCUUCA
Molecule: messenger RNA, 1138 nt
Organism: Drosophila erecta
Lineage: Eukaryota; Metazoa; Arthropoda; Insecta; Diptera; Drosophilidae
Exons: 1
Coding region: 47-1048 (333 amino acids)
Source: RefSeq, a predicted model, not a curated record